Symbiodinium sp. CCMP2456 is the source of this 657-nucleotide messenger RNA. The record is from the annotation of a GenBank genome assembly. Lineage: Eukaryota; Dinophyceae; Suessiales; Symbiodiniaceae.
AUGGCAUCUAGCAAGGAUCCGGGCAGCGAGGAUCAAACUCUAGCGGACCUGCCAAACGACACGAAGGUUUCGCCGCAGUUCAGCGAGAAGGCAGUUGCACCGAAAGAGCACUGUAACGCUUGCGGAGUCGUGCUCGGGAAGAGGCACCUGAACCCGAAGCAUCAGUGCCGCCUCUGUGGAGCCACGGUUUGCGCCACCUGCUCUCCAAACAGCCUGAAAUUGGAAGAGGGCAGUGCUGCCCAGCGGGUGUGCAACCCCUGUGUUGAGAUUGUGCCGCAGCAGCCGGACCUUCUGAGACGUCUGGAUGCCUUAGCGCGGUACCUGGAGACUCACGUCGGAAGGCCCUCGGAGGGCGACUUCCUUGAAGCCUCGGCAAGUGUUGUCGCGGCCUUGGGGCGCUGUGAGGGCCUCCAGCGGGCCCUCGGGGAGGAGAGGAUGCGGCUCAUGGCCAAGCUCGAGGAGGUGACCGAGACCUGUGCUUCGCGUGCGCGCUUGGCGCGCGUGGGGCGAGAGGAGGCACCCAGCCCCAGCCGUCCGCAGUCACCCUCAGACUACCUGGGCGCACCGUCUCAGAGUACCUUUUUCUCUGCGCACAGCCGCGAAGCGCCAGAACGUAGCAAGUGCUGCGUCGACCGAAGCCAGUGCACACUUCAAUGA